This is a messenger RNA of Nicotiana tabacum (common tobacco), 1145 nucleotides long. RefSeq names its product serine/arginine-rich splicing factor RSZ22A-like. NCBI's taxonomy places the organism in Eukaryota, Viridiplantae, Streptophyta, Magnoliopsida, Solanales, Solanaceae. Gene Ontology annotation, molecular function: zinc ion binding; RNA binding. The record is from RefSeq and is a predicted model, not a curated record.
UUAUCCCGUUCAAUACAACACCAAAUCUCAAAGCCCUAAGUUAGUGUGUCUUACACGACACUACGCUGUUUCGCUGGGGGGUUUUGCCAUCUUCGCUAGGGUUUCAGGUGUGUAAAGAAGAUGUCGAGAGUGUAUGUUGGGAAUCUGGACCCUAGGGUCAGUGAAAGGGAGCUUGAAGAUGAAUUCCGUAUCUUUGGAGUUAUAAGAAGUGUUUGGGUUGCAAGACGUCCCCCUGGCUAUGCUUUUAUUGACUUUGAUGACCUACGAGAUGCACAAGAUGCAAUCAGAGAGCUGGAUGGUAAGACUGGAUGGAGGGUGGAGCUUUCACAUAAUUCUCGAGAAGGUCGUGGGGGCCGUGGAGGCGGUCGUGGUCGCUCUGGAGGCUCUGAUUUGAAGUGCUACGAGUGUGGCGAGCCUGGUCAUUUUGCUCGUGAGUGCAGAUCGCGUGGAGCUCCUGGAAGACAUAGAAGUCGGAGCCCUCCUAGAUAUCGAAGGAGCCCAAGUUAUGGUCGUAGGAGUUAUAGUCCUCGUGGGCAUUCCCCCAGGCGCCGAAGCGUGUCGCUGCGCGGUCGCAGCUAUAGCCGAUCUCCAUAUCGCGGGCGAGAUGAAGUUCCAUAUGCUAAUGGAAAUGGACUCAGAGAGCGUCGCAGAAGCCGAAGCUGAAUGUGGAAGAUGAUUGCCUGACUUGUCCAGGGGUUUUCGAUUAGUGUGUUACUGUCCUUGACUUAAUCAAAGCUGUGUAAGUGGGGCCACGCCCUCUGGUUUAACUGGUGGUUUUGGUUUAAUUUCAGUACUUGCUAUUGGCCUGAUAAGUGUUGUUUUUUGUUUUUUCUGAUGUUACCCUUUUUAAGAACCUAUAUCAUAGGAGCUUAUAUUUUGGAUUUUAUGGUAGCUGUUAUUUUUAAGAAGAAAUUAUCACAAAGAAUGUUGCUAAAGAGUUAUGUUUUUGUUUUCUUGUGCCAAGGUGUCUUCCUGGUACUGCUUCAUUGGUUUUCUGCUUCUACACUCUGGUUGCUUCGUUGGUUUUCUGCUUCUACACUCUGGUUUCGUUCUCCAGUGCCCUGCUGUGGGAUCUUCAAUUUCGAAGAUUGUGGAUCCCAGCUGGCUAAAUUGCUAGAUGCUUCUGUUUGUUGAAUCCCUGCGGG